CAGAGUUACCGUCAAGAACACAUCCACCUCAAAGACAUCAUGUUCCCCUUCAGUCUACUUCUCACCGUGCUUCUCGUCCCUUUCCUACCCUCUGCAUUCUCAGUUCUCACCCCUGAAAAUGUCGAAAUCUCAGCUUCAUUCCCUUUGGAGAAUCAAUUUGGAAUCGUCUUCAAUGGUCAACCUAAUAAAAUGAUACUUAAAUUACAGAAUCACGGAAAGGACCCAGUUGCUGACGUCUUGAGGAUUCAUUCAGUUUGGAAUGAGUUUAGAGAAUUAGGUGGAAAGGAAAAAUUGUUAAGAAAGGGAAACCCAACUCCCUCAAAAAGAACUCUCCCACCAAACACUCAAGCUUAUAGUAUACCUUAUCACUUUAGCGCUGAACAAAGAGAAGGAAAUUUAAAUCUCAAGAUUUGGGUUGAAUGGUCUGCUGUUAAUUCUCGUAAAAAAGAACGUUCAUUGGCUUAUGAUUCUACGGUGACUAUCACUGAGCCACCUACUAGAUGGUUUGAUCCUCAAUUAAUCCUUCUUUAUGUCAUCAUCUUAUCGACCGUUGGCGGAAUAGGCUACAUGGUGUUGAAUUCAUACUCAUCUAACGCAGCUGGUCGACGAGGCAAAAGUAAUGAAAAAGCUCGAAACCCUGUAGAAGCGAUUUCGAAUGCUCCUAAGAUUUCAACUCCAACUGGUGGUCGAUAUGAAGCGGAUUGGAUUCCUCCUACUCAUUCACAACGUCCAGGUUCUAAGAAAUCAGGAUCUUAUAUCGCAGCUUCAUCUGGUGCUGAAAGUGCAGGUGAAGAUAAUUUAAGUGGAACGGAUUCUAAGGCUCGAAGGAGGAAACGCUGAAACCCGGAAAUCAAAUUAUCAUUGCAAUCAAGAACCUAAAAACAAAAUAACAAGACCUAUGAAUUCUUUACAAACAAAAUUAUCGUGUGCUUUGUGGUACAGCUUGUGUGUAUCCUUUGAGCACAUCACAGGCAGAACCAGUCAGCAAGAACUCUAUCAUUUUUUAUCUCCUUCGGUUAUCGUAUAGAUGCUUGUAUUUGCACAGACCUUGUACGUCAGAUAUACAAUGUGGAUGAAUUUUGGGAAAGAAGUGAUAUGACGGUGGUGUCUCCAUGAUUGAAAAACAUUGCUCUUAAUGAGCUUCGCAAUGAAGCUUCAAGGGGUGGAUAUCGUUCAAACC
This is a messenger RNA of Melampsora larici-populina 98AG31, 1180 nucleotides long. RefSeq lists its product as uncharacterized. NCBI's taxonomy places the organism in Eukaryota, Fungi, Basidiomycota, Pucciniomycetes, Pucciniales, Melampsoraceae. Gene Ontology annotation, cellular component: endoplasmic reticulum membrane; endoplasmic reticulum. Bases 40 to 840 code for a protein of 266 amino acids. The transcript is spliced from 4 exons. The record is from RefSeq and is a predicted model, not a curated record.